AUGGAGCGUUUUCCUAUUUUUGGCGAUCAGAAGUGGAAAUUUUUCAAAUUGAUAACAAUACAAGACGGCGAAUGCGGGAAUGGAUAUGAAUGCACAAUUAAUAUUUGGCCAAUCGCCUUCAUUCUUGCAUUAUUUUUCAUUAUUUUUUGCGGUAUUUUUUAUUUUUACAAACGAAAACAACGUCGACAUGAAAAACCAGUGGUAAAUACAAUUUCAAUUGAUGGUCGUUUGAAAAAGGCUUUGGUAGUGUUCAACAAAGAGAAAAACAGUAAAACUCAAAUCUCGGUGAUUCCGAACGUUUUCCUCAGACUCCAAAGAACUCCCCAUGCCAUUUUCAGUCUCUCCAAUGAAACAUCACAAUGUAUUCAAGACUUGGAAUUCUUCAAUAUUGUCUUUCUCAUCACGAUUUUCAAUUUGAUUCGAUUCUGUCGUUUUCCGCAUAAUUCUACGAAUACACAGGUUUUCAGUUUACCAGUUGUCACUCAUCGAAAAACAUGGAAUGAUUAUUUAUAUUUAUUUUUCGUACUGAAAUCUUUGAAUAAUGGGAAUACCAUCGAUGUCAACAUUGAUUUCUCACCGAUGGUUAAGACAACUGAAACUUCCAUCGAACAGAAACCUACGUCGACUGAAGAACGAGAAUUGGUUUGUUUCUGCGAUGGAAGUUAUUCUCAUUUAUUUAAAAUCGGUUAUUCAGGCUUUCGAACAUCGUCUGGAACUUAUCGAUUUCGUUUUCUUUCUGCGAUAUAUCGAAGUACAGAUACAGAAGUUCUUGCUGCAUAUUUAGCAAUCGAAUAUGCGCUAAAACAUCGAUUUGCAAAAUUUCGUCUAUACACGGACAAUUCCAAAGUGAAACAACUUUUUCAACGACAGACAAACAAAGAUGUGACAAGAUAUGCGGACUUUUGUGAAAUUCUUCAGUUGUAUAAACAAAAUUACGGAGAAGAUGCGAUCGAUGUUAUACAAGUUCGUGGACAUACGACGAGAUCUGAACAAAUGAAUUGUAAAAUCAAAAGGGAAUUCGCCAGAAUCGAUCGAUUUGUUCGCAGAAAAACGCGUCAACACAUCCGAAGGUGGCGGAAAACAAANCGACAGACAAACAAAGAUGUGACAAGAUAUGCGGACUUUUGUGAAAUUCUUCAGUUGUAUAAACAAAAUUACGGAGAAGAUGCGAUCGAUGUUAUACAAGUUCGUGGACAUACGACGAGAUUUGAACAAAUGAAUUGUAAAAUCAAAAGGGAAUUCGCCAGAAUCGAUCGAUUUGUUCGAAAGAAAACGCGUCAAUAUAUCAAAAAAAAUGGUAGAAACAAUUCGAAAGUCAUUUUAUGCACAUGUGAUAUAUUCAGAGUAGAUUUACACACACUUCAUCAAGCUGGAAAAAGAACGUAUUUCGCUGAUUGUAUUUCUUUUUUAUAA
Messenger RNA from Adineta ricciae, 1413 nucleotides. The record is from the annotation of a GenBank genome assembly. NCBI's taxonomy places the organism in Eukaryota, Metazoa, Rotifera, Eurotatoria, Adinetida, Adinetidae.